AUGAAUCCACAAUUCUGCCGCCCAUUUGUUAUGAGACCCAAGCUUGUCCCUGUUGUUGUUAGACCCACUGUUCCAGCUGAUUACAGAACAUUUGAUCCACCUUCUCCUACAUAUAACAUUCCUCUGUUUCCCAUCCCUCUUACUGCUGAUGCUGCCCUAACAACACGAAAAACCAGAUGGGAACUAGAAAAGCUGGGCAGUCCUACUGAUGGUUGGACUAAGGAGUUGUUCUUUGAGCUUGCAGCACAGAAGAACGGUAUCAGAAUUGGAAAAGAGCAGAAUAAAGGUGAUAGAAAUUACUGUAUGUGUUUGGUCCACCGUUGUUUGGUCAAACCUCUUCUAUAAGCUACCUCUAAGAAAUGGCCACAAGGUGUUUUCCUGAUCACCAUUUAUUUUUUUUUAGAUUUCAACCAUGGUUGCAACUUAGUUGUUGUUAAAGUUGUUGUUUUUCCUCAAUUUGAUUCCAUUCUUUUAAAUCAUAGAAAUGAUGCCUCACUAUUACUUUGGCUUCCCUACAGCUUGAAGGUCCACUUGAAUUUUCAUUUUAUAAUGUGUGAUGGUGCCUGCAAGGAGCUACAGUGUAUUAGAAGUACUUUUUAUAUUGUUAGAAAUGACUCCUGGGUUCAAACCUUUCACAGGUUAAUACACAGUAAUGAUAUAAUUUUUUGUCCUGCAAAGUACAUGUACUGUUGGUUAAUAAUGGUUCACUUACCAUAGGACUUUAUCUCUCCUUGACAGCUGGAGCAACAGCAAAGCAGAGUGGUUCUCUGGAGGACUUUAAAAAGAUUGCUGAGAAAAAUGGAAUAACUGUUUGCCCAGCAGGUAAUGAAAUACUUAGAAAAACCUAGAGGUGUGAUAUUAUUACAGUUGUACUUGGAUAUUCUAUAAAAUUAAAAUUGGAGAUGAUCAUUUAUACGAGGUACAUGUACAUCACACAUGAUCUGAGCCUAUUUGUGGCUCUCUUUGGCCAUUAUUGAAAACAUAUAAAAGGAUUGUAACUUGUCAGCUUUUCAUCCAAAAAUGAACUUAAAAUCUACCUCUUCUUAUUACUGGAGCCAAGUAUUUUUGAGGGAAAAAAAGAUACUUGUUAAUGAAUUUUACAAGCCUUAUAACAAGAAUUACACCUGCGGAAGUUACUGGCUAUAGACCUCUUUAGCUUGUAUGUUUUGUUUUCCCAGUACAGGUCAUGUGUUAAUACUCUAGAGAACUAUUUCUUUCAAAUUUUGUUUCAUUCACAUGCAUAUGUGUGCAUAAUUUAUGAAAAGACAAGGGUCAAGUUCCCCUGAGACCUCUAUUGGGAAAGCAAAACAUACAAGGUGUAGAGGUCCACUGUCACCAGCCAGUGUUUUUUCCUUAUUGCGUCAGCUCCACUAUCUAAUGUUUCUAUUUACUGGGUAAAAUGUCCAGUGGUUGUUAUUGGAACUGGAAGGCAUUAUUAUAAGAUAAUAGGGAUUCAGAGAAUUUUUCAGGUAGACUCUUGAUCUGCAGUUUUGUUGCAUGUUUCUCAGUUUAGCCAGCGUGCAAAGAAAGUAGUAUCUGAUAGCCCGGGGCUAGUGGAUUUUGCUAUCGGGCUAGUGAAUUCUGUUUUUAACUUGCCCGACGGGCAAGAGAUAUUUUUUUAGGAAUUCGAAUGACAGAAGAACUGUAGUCAAUCCUGCUCAUCAAAUUUUUUUUCGGGCUAGUUGAAAUGACUUUUGGGCUAGUACAUGUUAGCUACAGCUUGCCCGAAUGGCAAGCUGUAAAACUGACUUUCUUUGCACCCUGGUUUAGCUCUUGUUAAAUGAAAGAGUUUCCAGUUUGGCAUGUGCAUGCUAGAGCAAACAGUGCAAUCUUAGUUGCCCUAUAAACGAACUAAUGUAUUCCUGUUCUAUAAUACCAGCAGGUUCAAAAGAUAAAUUAGCAGUCACUAGUGCACAUAGUUCAGUGGUGAACAGUACAUCAGAUGCCAUUGGGGGAGAUGAAGGAACACUCAUUUCUACAACAUUGGCACAAGUUGUGUUAUCAAGCAGCAGUUUGUCAGCAGAAGCAGAGAGUUGGGAAAACUCUUGUAGAGAGACACAUGUUGGAAAAGUAGAGAAUGCUCCUGAGGCUACUGGAAGUGCAAGUGGGUUUGAAGCAGAGGUGGAAAAAGAAAUGAAUACUGUAUUUCCUGUGAUUGAUCUUUUCAAGAAUACUGUGGCAGGGAAUUGCCUCAGCAUUGAAGAAACAAAGGACUGUGAGAAAAUUCAGUCAGUUAAGGGUUACAAUCUUUGUAAGGAACGUGAAGUCAUCGAUGAGGAAACUAUACAUUUUGUAGGAAAACUGUCGACAGAAAAUAAACCUGUCACAGGGUCUUAUGAACCAGUUGUGAGUUUUGAAACCCCAGGAAAACCUGAUGCACUUCAGUGUGAAAGUUUUGAAACAAAAACUCUUGAAACAAGAAUGGGAAAAACAAGCUCAAAAGAUGAAUCUGAAAACCUAGAUGUAGAGAAAAAAGAAGAGAGUUUUGAAACUGACAAGGCAUCAUGUGAGACUACUGCUUCUUCAGGAACUGUGCUCACAAGUGAACAUGUUGCAGCAGGUGAAAUGUCUUUGACAGGAGCUGCUCAAAUCAAGACAUUUCAAGAAAUUGCCCGCCUAAAAGGUAUUAAGGUUGGCAAUGUUUCAGGUGAAGAUUAUUCAACUGCUAAUUUCUACAAAGAGCAAAUCUCAGGGGCUGAAAGUGUAGCAGAUACUCAAGACGACCAAGAUGCUCAAAUUGCCAAAUUUCAAGAAAUGGCUAGAUUGAAUGGGAUUAAAGUAGGUGAUGGUACUCUUAGCAAGAACUCUGGUGACAGUUCUUUGGAACAGCUUGAAUUUAUAAUGGGUGAGAACGCACAAGGCAGUGAUUAUUAUACAGACAUGUACACAUGUCCUUAUGAGCUGGAUCCAGAUCCGCAAAUUGCCUUGUUUCAAGAAAUUGCGCGUUUGAAGGGUAUUAAAGUAAGCAAUUCAAGAUCUUCAUCGCAUUGCUCUAGUUCACCUGCUCCUAGUGAAGAUCUCUUCUUCCCUCAAGAAGACAUGCUUGAUCUCCCGGCAAAGCAAUCUGUUGUUACAAAGAGAGGUGUCUUUGAGGAACUGGCAAAAAGAAAUGGAAUAAAAGUUGGGAAAAGUACUGAAACACCUGUUGGUGCAAAAAAGUGCCGUAAUGAUUGCGUUGCGACACCUCCAGUUACCAGUGUUACACAGGCUAGUACGCAAACUGAUGUCACCGUUGUGUUCGAUUGUUGUUGUCAAACAGGCAUGGAGACUAACAAGACCACAGGCGUUCAAGUGAGUGCAUCCAAAGAGGCUUUUGAAGAGGAGUAUCUGCUAUGGAAACUUGAUGACAAAGCCACUGAAGAUGAAGGAGAUGAUUUGUGUUAUAAAGAUUUGUACUUUGAUGAAAAGAAAUUGCAGGAAGAACUGAAUGCAUGUCUUCAAAAUGAAAAGGAUGUGUCUGCCAAUGCUAGACAUAACCACAAGCGAGUUAUGGAUCAGUUAAAAGAGGAUAUUAGUGGGAAAUCUGAGGAAGUUGAGGUGAGUAUAACUUACAUGCACGCAGCAAACGUUCAGGCAAGGAUUACUGUGAGGUGCACAGCCUGUCUUGAACAUGCACAUUGUGUGCAUCUUCUUAUCCUGCACCCUGUAUUAUUUUCUUUUGCUUUUGUUUUGCAGGCACCUUGUCAACAGACUGUUUAGAGCAAAGGCUUUUCUUUGUAGCAACAAUAAUUUUUAUUGUUUUUUAGAAAAAUUUAAACACUAAAAGGUAGCAAGGGUACACUUGACAGACCCUUUCUGGGCUCUAACUGAGUUUAUCUGUGACCCUUCAUGCGAAAAGGGGGCUUAUGGAUUUCACUAAAAACCGCGAAUUUUUUUCACGGUCACGGUGCGUGAAUUAGAGUUUUCACGGCGUGAAUUUCAAAUUCCACGCCCGUUCACUCCUUGCGAGAAUUUUUCACUCUUGGCGUGAAACUGAUCAUGUUGCGAAAGAUCAGUGAAGACUUCCACGCCGUGAUUAUUUCACCGGUGUAAACUUUCACGCCGUGAAAUUAAGAGUGAACACAUUUUCACGCCGUGAAACAUGUCGGGGGUGAAUGAAAUCUAACCUUUUUUUUUUGUUUUGUGUUUUUUCUCGCCCCUUUUCGAACUGGAAAAAAACGAGAAUACCUGGUCACGUCAAGCUAAAUUUGUGGAAGUUGAUCCCACGCAAAAAAUAGCUCAUGACAAAAAUAUAUAAAAAAAACCGUAUUCAGACUAUUCCGUGUUCAGGCCUGUUAAGCCACAAUUCACAAUCAAACUAGUCACAAUUUCUUGUCGAUAUUUUUAUGUGUUCAUGGCAAGUAUUUUAUUAGAUAUGCACGACCGGAACUGCGUGUGUUUCAUGUCAGUUUGCAUUGUUUACAUUGUCUGUAACUGCAACAGUCGGUCACCUUUGCCUCUUUUUUUUUCUUCUCCUCAACCUGCAAAUUUUCCCAAUGUCGAUGUCAGAGACGAUUAGUUAAUAACCACACAUGGCAAGGUUUUCACUCAAGAAACCUAACGAAAUUCUUUGCGGAAAGACUAACUAUUACUGCCAUUCCUAAAACCGGGAUAAUUGUCGUCUGUGUCGACGCGCAUUGCAGUGAAGUGACUAAUCUUAUCUGCAGUUUUGUAGCCCCAUCAUCAUCCAUCACACGUGCAAACUCUACUUGAUUUAUCAUGCUCCAUUUCAAGUUCCUUGUCUCAUUGCUAAAUGUUAUACUCAAAAUUUCGCCGUUACAACGAUCUGAACAGAAGGGUAAAAAUGAAAUAAAUCCAAAAGAUAUCACGCAAUAUCAAAACAUGCGUUACAUAUUUCUUCAUCUUGUCGCCACCGAGUCUAGCAUUUGCAUAACUUCGUGGAAGAGAUAAAAGCUUCUAAAUUCUUUUAAAUUUUAAACGAUACUUUGGUUGUAAAUUUAGAGAAUACAAAGACGGAAUCAUGCAGUUGUUGAUUAUCUUCGGCGAUCUUCGGUGUCUUUUUUUUAGCGAUUUCAUUUGUUUUGCCGAAAAUAAAAAAUCAAAAAGUACUGACCAGUACAUGUUACAUUCAUCUGGGCAAAUAAAGGCUUGCAUGACAUCUAAACAGUACACUUUUGAAAACAAUGUUACAUUAAUUUUCAUUUUGACUGUUGGAAGAUUUUCACGGCGUGAAAUUAAAUUUCACGGUGACUGAAAUUUUUCACGGCAUAAAAUAUUUUCACGGCCAUUAUAAACUUUUUCACUGCGUGAAAUUUUCACGGUAGCCGUGAAUUUUUCACGGCGUGUUCACGGCGUGAAAGAGAAAUUUCACUCACAUUCCAAAAAUUUUUCUUACUUUCACGGCCUGGAUCGUGAAAAUAGGCAUAGCGUGAAAUUUAGAUAAGCCCCCAAGUCGCGUGAAGGGUCACAAUUCUAAUCAUUAGAAGUUGUUAUACUUAAAACCAGAUUGCCUCUCUUUGUUUUCAGAAACUAAAGAAAGAUCUCAAAACACUUAAAAGACACAAAGAAACUGAAAUCAAACGAAUAUCAAAGGAGCUGAAGUCCAAAGAAGAAGACCUGGAGGCCACUAAAAUUGCCCUACAACUCAAGGAAGCUGCGUUGGAGGCCCUGAGGGUAGUAGCUCAAGAGCAAACUGCUAAGCUGAAGUCUCUGGAAGAACAGCUAGAUGAUAUGAAGACAACUCUGUUCGCGGCCAAGAAGAGCAAUGACUGUGAAGCAUGGUUGGUAUCUCUUUCUACAGUUUUCAUCUACUAACCUGUUGAUAACCUUUGAUUUCAAGGGCUCUGUCAAACGGGUCAAACAGCAUCUAACAUUAGUAGGUCCAACAAAAUUGGAGGGUUUGAAAAAACUUGAAUUUCAGCUUGUCCUUUGAGCAAGCAGCUCUUACAUUUCGCUUGCCCAAAGCCUGCGAGCAAGCUCUCUGGGGUGCUCUGGCGGUGGGGCAGGAAAAGAAAGGAGAGCUUGCAACUACGUCAAUGGAAUUUGAAUAUCUGCAUUGAAAAAGUCAAUACAAAAUGUUGAUUGGCAGAGGUGACAUUGAUAAUGAUGUCAUUACCCUUUUCACAGGUUUUUCAAUGUUUGUUUACAUUCGGGUUCAUUAUACCUUCAUGCGAUUGGCGGAAAUCUGACAGCUCAGUCAACGGGGAGCCACAGGGGAAUUGCAGGUGGAAUUCAAAUUCCAGAGACGUAGUUGCAAGUUUCCUUCCUUUUCGCACCCCACUGCCAGAGUGCCCCGAAGAGCUAGCCCCAUUCACAGGCUAGCUUGCCCAGGGCUACUUCAUGGUAAUGUGGUUUGCGUAAAGAGACAGUCAUCUUUAUUAAUCUCCUCUUUUUUUCUUCUCAGCUUGAAAAGAAGAACAGAAGCUGAAGGUGAUGGUGAAACUACAGGCCUCAAGGGCAGUGACCAGGAGAAACAGAAUAAUGAUGGCUGGACAGUUAUUGUAGGGAAAAAAUCAAAGAGUCCCAUGAAUAAACCAACCCUUGACAGAAAAGAACAGGCUGUGCAGCAACAUAAAGACGUGGACCAAUUGUGUGAGAUUGACUUGAGAAGUCCACCUCGUUCAUAUAGGCAGUCUGUUGGUCAGAAAUCAAGCGUCAGUGAUGAGCAAGAUACCAGCUCAUGUAAUGCUGAAUCUUCUGAGUCAACAGGAGGCAACAAUGCCUGUGGUGAAGCAAAAUCCCCUAUUAGUGUGACACCCACUCAAGUAGGAAACAUCACAAGGGCAGAAAAUUUGAAAGAAGUGCCAUCAACAUUGUCAAGUUCGGCUCAAGAACCACUUUUAUCAUCGGAAAAAAAUCAGCAAACUGUACCCAGAGAUACCAAUUCAAAUGGACAACAGUUUCCUAUGAACGUACAUUCUAGUAAUGGUCAACAACCAGUGCCUAUGAUUGCUCCACCAGGGUUUGCCACACCAGCUACUCCAUUCCCUGUCGUUCCUCCAGAACUGUUAUCCCAGUAUUUGUGUAGCCUGCAGAUGAUACAAAAUGGUGUUGCUUCAGGAGGUGGGCUGCCUAAAAAUUCUGCACCACUACGCCGUCCUCCUGGUCUUAACACUGAGCCUGUACCAGAGGGGGAAGCACCGGAGCAUUCCCCACCCCCUGCCCCUCCCUCCGUGGGCAAGUUCUCCUCUUUUGACAAGCUUAUGGAGGCUCUUCAGAAGAGGUUUCCAAGCAAAAGCAGGUGAAUAUCAGUCCAGAUUGUGUUUUUACCAACAUUUUGUCAGGGGCUUUUAUUUUCACUUUUACAACGAACUCUACAAAAUUAAUUUGCUAUUGGCGAAAGUAUCAAGAGGGUUUGUAAAUAACAGAAUACCCAGUCUAUCAGUACUGAUAUGUCUUGUCGGUCUAGAGAUCCGUAUCCCUCUUUCAAAUCUCAACUUCAAUGUCAGAAUCCUCGUUCAGGGUCAUAGUGUGGUCAUUGUUACCCUGUUUUACUUUGAACUUGACAUUGAAAAAGAUGCAAUGCGCAAACCCUUGGUAAUCAAGCAAGAAACUGAAUAAAAAGAAUGAUUUUGCUCCUUUUUGCUAUUUCUAGUAUACUGAAAUAACUGUCAAGGGGGCAUCUAUUAGACAGGGCGGUGUUAAUUAGAGAGGAGCGUCUACAAAUACAAACGUAACAUCGUAGAGAGGGCGUUUAUUGGACAAGAGGCGUUUAUUUGAGAGAGGUGUCAAUGAGAUCAUUUACGGUAAUUUCCACUCACCAGUUACAUUGUGACUUGCACACACCCCUUCCCUUUGCAAGUCAGUCAACACGUAAUCACCGCCUAGUGCAGGAAAAGAAGUGUGUGAAGACUUGAUACGUUGUAGACUAGUGUUUGUACCAUCUCUAUUCAGGCAGGAAUUGAUCUUGUAUCUAAAGAAAGCAAAGGCAGUCUGUGGUUCAGCUGGCUUCAGAGGCAAGCAGAUACCUGAUGUGGUCAAGUGUGUGGAGGACUUGGUUGAGCUUGAGGUAUUG
Messenger RNA from Porites evermanni, 7954 nucleotides. Lineage: Eukaryota; Metazoa; Cnidaria; Anthozoa; Scleractinia; Poritidae. The record is from the annotation of a GenBank genome assembly.